UCUUCACUCCCUUCCCUGCUACUCCCUCUACCUCCAUGAGAGAGCGCUCUUGAAACUCUGCUUCUUUCUUCCUGCCAUAAAAAUGCUCUCUCAAUCUCACUUUCUCUCUCUAAGCUCUGCUUCUCGUUCCCCUCUCUCUCCAAAUUUUAGGGCUUCCAGUUCUGCAUCAUCAUUGUCGUCACCAUCAUCAACCUUAGCUUUGGCUAAAUCUCCCCGAAUCAUCUCGAUGACUGCAACGAGGUCCUCACUCUCGAAUGGAAUUGCUGCUGUUACGGGCUCUGAGCAUGCCGAUUCUGAACUUGAUCACUUCGCCGAUAUUGCCAACAAAUUAGCCGACGCCGCCGGCGAUGUCAUCCGCAAAUAUUUCCGCAAGAGAUUUGACAUCCUCGAUAAAGAAGAUUUAAGUCCGGUGACAAUAGCUGAUAGAGCUGCAGAGGAAGCAAUGAUUUUGAUUAUACAAGAGAAUUUGCCUUCUCAUGCAAUUUAUGGGGAAGAGAAUGGUUGGCAGUGUAAAGAGAAAUCUGCUGAUUAUGUGUGGGUUUUAGAUCCAAUUGAUGGGACAAAGAGUUUUAUUACAGGCAAACCCUUGUUUGGCACCCUCAUUGCUUUACUGGACAGAGGUAAACCGAUUCUUGGCAUAAUUGAUCAGCCUGUUUUACGAGAACGAUGGGUUGGUAUAACUGGAAGAACCACUAGACUAAAUGGAGAAGAAGUAUCCACUCGCAGCUGUUCAGAGCUUUCACAAGCAUAUCUGUAUACAACUAGUCCACAUCUAUUUAGUGCAGAUGCCGAAGUGGCCUUUGCUAGAGUGAGAGAUAAGGUAAAAAUACCGCUAUAUGGAUGCGACUGUUAUGCAUAUGCACUUCUGGCCUCUGGGCACGUUGAUCUUGUAGUCGAGUCUGGUCUAAAGCCAUACGAUUUCCUUUCGCUGAUACCGGUGAUAGAAGGAGCUGGUGGAGUAAUAACUGAUUGGAAAGGAAACCACCUUUCCUGGGAGGCUUCUUCCAACUCACAACCAACAAGUUUUAACGUAGUGGCAGCUGGGGACAAACAACUUCACAAACAAACCUUGGAUUGUUUAGAGUGGCAGUAACUUUCAAUAUUUUACUCUCCCUUUCAUUGUUUUGAAUGCCAGUAACUUUCAAUAUUUUACUCUCCCUUUCAUUGUUUUGAGUGCCAGUAACUUUCAACAUUUUUUUACUCAUGGCUGCAUUGGUAUUUAACAUUUUUGUGUGUAAUGGGCAAGUUGCAUGUUCUGUGAGUUGAAUUUUACUUCAAUUUGAAACAAAAUCAUAUUUACAUA
This is a messenger RNA of Cynara cardunculus var. scolymus (artichoke), 1303 nucleotides long. Its product is annotated as bifunctional phosphatase IMPL2, chloroplastic. Lineage: Eukaryota; Viridiplantae; Streptophyta; Magnoliopsida; Asterales; Asteraceae. The transcript is spliced from 9 exons. Gene Ontology annotation, molecular function: histidinol-phosphatase activity. The coding region runs from base 83 to 1093 and encodes 336 amino acids. The record is from RefSeq and is a predicted model, not a curated record. Gene Ontology annotation, biological process: L-histidine biosynthetic process.